Meloidogyne enterolobii is the source of this 1698-nucleotide messenger RNA. Lineage: Eukaryota; Metazoa; Nematoda; Chromadorea; Rhabditida; Meloidogynidae. The record is from the annotation of a GenBank genome assembly.
UGCAGAAUGAAUAGAACAGCAAAUUCAGGUAUUCGUUAUUUUCCGCCUAAAGUGGAAAAGCAACAAAGAAUUUCCUCGAAAAAGCUUACAAUUAAUAUUGACUUGGUAACUAGUUUGGUUAAAGAAUUGGAUUUUUGUAUUGAUAAAGCUGUGGAGAGAUAUUUUGGUGAUAUUUUGGAAAAAAUAAGAAUUUUGUUGGAGAAACAAUGUGACGGACAGAUUCCAUCAAUGGUUCUUUCCGGCCACUGUCUUGACUGGACAACCUUUAUUCGUUUACUUAAUGAAUUAAUUCCAAAUAUUACUAUUAAAAAAGCAAAAUCUUCUGAUAUUUGUAAAAUUUUUGAUGAAAUUGAAGAAGACAAGUUAAUUUUAUUUUUGGAACAUGAUGGUUCUGAUUAUUUAUUUUUCAAAGAAUUCAUUGAGAAAAUUAAAGAAAUGAGAGUGUCAACUUAUUUAAUAUUUCUCACUUCAAUUUCAUUUUCAUCAGUUUAUGAAAAAAUGCCUCGUCGUGUUGCAAUUCACCUUCGUCUUUCCAAUGCUGCAUUCCACCCAUUUGACGCCUUUCUACGGGUACUUUUUGAGGAAACUCUUCCAUUUUGUUUUCUCCACUCAAAUGGCGUUUUAAUUAAAGCUCCGACUCAACGGCUUUUUGAAAUGGAUAAUCGAUCCCUGAAUAGUGUACGGAAGUCUUUACUUUUGGCUCUUUGUUUUUAUUCAACUCUAAACAGAAAACCUCCUACAAAGAAAGAACUUAUUACUAUUCAAACCCAAAUGAAAAUUUAUUCUUCUCUUCUUGGUUGGUUUUCUAUAAUUUUUUGUGUUAAUGGAGGGAAAACUGCAUUACAUUGCAAAUUACAAAAUGACUCGGAAUUCUUCAAAACAUUAUUAGACAAACUUAAAUCAUCUUCUAAAAGUUGGACGAAAGAUAACUGGAAAGGAAAGUUACAAUCAUUAUUAUUAAUAUUGCAACAAUUGGGAGCAGAACUUGAAAGAGAACGUGUCAAUUGUAAACAACUCAUAAAUAGUUUAGAAAAUCAUAAUAAAUUGAACGAGGAAGUGGAGAAUAAUGCACCUGAUUCUGAAAUUGUUAAUUCUACAAAAAAUGAUGGCAACCCUCGAUUAUCUAGAAGUCGUUUCCCAAUCAGAAAAUCUCUAAACACCUCAACCUUUUUAUUGCAAAGAGAAAAAGAUUUAAAAAGGCUACGUAAUCCAUUAUCGGACACUUUAUAUAAUGAAUUGUUAAAUUAUUUGAAUACUUUAUUUUUGGAUAGAUGCGUGCAACAAAAAUGGAAAUUUAUCGCUGAAUACAAUUUUAUCGAUGCCGAUAAUUGUUUUUCUGCCUCCUUAAGUCCAGCACUUUCUGCUCAAAUCGACUAUCAAUUAGGAGAGAUUUCAAAAUAUGAAUUCGAAAAAGUUGGACAAAAACAGCAGCAGCAAUUAGAUAUUUGUUUAGUUUAUGGAAUUUUAGUUCAACAUGGAAUUGAUAAAUCGGCAAUUCAAUUGACAAAACUUUUUGAUAAUUUUUAUGAAUUUGCACCAGAAAUAGAUGGAAUGGAAUUUAAUGCACGUUUUAUGGCUGCUAUUGCUCAGUUAGAAUAUAUUGGAGCAGUGAAACAAAUAAGUGAAGGAAUCGUUCGUUUAAUUUACUUGCCGGUUGCAACUUUUACUCAGGAUCUCUACAAAACUACUUGAUUCACU